Messenger RNA from Procambarus clarkii (red swamp crayfish), 851 nucleotides. It is a transcript of the gene foxo, whose product is annotated as forkhead box, sub-group O. Gene Ontology annotation, cellular component: nucleus. The record is from RefSeq and is a predicted model, not a curated record. NCBI's taxonomy places the organism in Eukaryota, Metazoa, Arthropoda, Malacostraca, Decapoda, Cambaridae. Gene Ontology annotation, biological process: regulation of transcription by RNA polymerase II. Gene Ontology annotation, molecular function: RNA polymerase II cis-regulatory region sequence-specific DNA binding; DNA-binding transcription factor activity, RNA polymerase II-specific.
GGUGAAGUCGUCAGUCAGUCGGUGGGCCGCGUAGCCUGAGGACGCGUGCUCCUGUGUGUGAUGAUCAUGUUCACCCGCCCCGGGCCCCGGUGACGCGCGUGUCAGCUUCAUCACUGUGUCAUCACCUACUUCACUCUUACUUAGUGUCAUUAUUAUUCUGCGUUUACAACAUGGCUUCAAGUUUCUUUUCGUUAGUGAAAGAGGAACCAGAUACGGGGCACGAUAUGGAAACUACGCCCGUGGCACUACCACCCACUAGUGUGGGUAUGGGUGGUCACACGCCCCCAGGUGGGGGUGGGCGGCACGUGGGCGGUCCGCCACUACAGGCGGGGAUGCCUCUUACGCCCGUAACGCCAACCACCCACCAGCCUCCACCCAUCCGUCGAAUUGAGAUUGACCCAAACUUUGAGCCCGUGGCCCGUUCUCGUGCCAACACGUGGCCGCAGCCGUGCCCCGAGGGCUACAUGGAGGGCGAGGAGCCCUUUGCGGUAGCCGCCGAGGGCCCUAUGCCAGUGGAUCAAUCGCGGCCUCCGGGCACUAUAGGCGGGCCGGGCGACCCCUCGGGCGGCCCUCCUAAGAAGAACACUUCCCGCCGCAACCCGUGGGGCAACAUGUCCUACGCCGACCUCAUCGCUCAGGCCAUAAUGUCGUCGCCCGAGGGACGCGCCACGCUCUCCCAGAUCUAUGACUGGAUGGUGCAGAAUGUGCCGUACUUCAAGGACAAGGGCGACUCCAACUCCUCCGCCGGCUGGAAGGUAGGCAGCAAGCGUGGCGUGAGCACGGCCUCCGCGCCACCACUCCGUCCACCAUACCAUGUCUUAAUGUAUUCAUUUUAAGGUUUGAGAGGGAGU